GUUCCCUUCUUGAGCCACAGCUGCGAUGUGGGGCUUCUGGCUGCUCCUCUUCUGGGGAUGCAGUAGCACACACAUCGGGCAAGUGACCACACCGUUCGCAUGGGGACUAAAGACGCAGGAUGUGAACGAGUGUUUGGACACCACUGCGUGCCCAGCCUAUGCUGUCUGUGUCAACACCGUGGGCAGUUACUUCUGCACCUGCAAACGAGGCUUCCGGCCCAGUAAUGGACAGCACAACUUCAGUGACCCACAGGUGAAGUGUGACGACAUCAAUGAGUGCGUGGAAAGCCCAGAUCCCUGUGGCCCUCACUCCAUAUGCUUCAACCUUUUGGGGAGAUACACUUGCAGCUGUGUUUCUGGCUUCUCGUCUCCCACUGGGAACAACUGGGCACCAGGGAAACCUGGCAUCUUCGCCUGUGCAGACAUUGAUGAGUGCCUGGCCAGCAGGAUCUGCCAUGAGCACGCACACUGCACCAACACCAUGGGCAGCUACAGGUGCAUCUGUCAGGCUGGGUUCAUCGCCAGGGGCUCCGCUUGCGAAGAUGUGGACGAGUGUGCGGCUCCCGGAACCUGCCCCCCGUCUGCCACCUGCUACAACAUCCCCGGGAGCUACGUGUGCUUGUGCCCCUCAGGGCAGGAGCUGGGCAGCGGGCAGCGGAGCACCCAGGGCCCGGGGAACCAGUGUGAAGACAUAGACGUGUGUGACAGGUGUCCUGCGAACGCAACCUGCACCAACACCCCCAGGGGUCACUUCUGCACCUGUCACGCCGGCUUCACACCGAGCAGUGGACCACAGAACUUCACAGACCAAGAGGUGCAAUGCACAGAUAUUGAUGAAUGCUCCCAAGACCCAGAGUUAUGUGGCCCCAAUUCUGUCUGUGCCAAUGCCCUGGGCUCUUACCGUUGUGGCUGCCGCGUGGGCUUCCGGGCCAACCCAGGAGGCUCCCGGGCGCAUGGCAACUUCAGCUGUGAAAGGGUUCCCUUUAAGUGUAGGGAGGACAUGAUUCCUGACAAUGAGCAGGUCCAGCAGUGCCAAGCGGGGACGGCUGCAAAGCCUCAACACGUCUUCUGUGCACUUGUGAACGCCACCUUCAGCAUCCUGGAUGACACCUGUGAGAACAAGACCGGCGCCAUGUCCCUGAAGAGUCAGGUUGAGAGCUUCAGCUCAGUGCUCCAGGAAAGCCCCAUGUGGAGGAACCUCAGCCAACCCGAGGUGUCGGCCCUGGCCAGCGUGCUCCUGGCCAGCGUGGAGAGCAGUACCUUGGCUUCCCUCCUGACCCCGUCUGCAAACAACAGUCAGACCAUCCAGACAGAGUACCUGGAUAUAGAGAGCAGAAUUAUCAAUGAGGAAUGUAACAGGGAUAUGUCCAUUCAGCUGAAAGCCAAAGGUGAUGGGAUAAAGAUCGGGUGCUCCAUCAUUGAAGAAUCAGGGCCUACAGGCCCCGCGGGCGUGGCGUUCGUCUCCUUCGCAAGCCUGGAGUCGGUUCUGGACACGCGCUUCUUCGGAGACCCUCGUGGCGGCGGGGCCGGCGCGAAGGUGACGCUGCGGAUGAGCUCCCGCGUGGUCGGCGCCAUCGUGACCGGGGAGAAGAAGGCGGGCUUGGCGGACCCCGUCAUCUACACGCUGGAGAACGUCCAGCCGAAGCAGAAGUCUGAGAGGCCCAUCUGUGUUACCUGGAGCACUGACACAGAGGAGGGGAGGUGGACCCCAGCUGGCUGUGUGAUUCUAGAAGCAUCUGAGCUUCACACAGUCUGUAGCUGUCACCAGAUGGCCAACUUGGCCAUCAUCAUGGCUUCUGGGGAGCUCACGAUGGACUUCUCCUUGCACAUCAUCAGCCACGUGGGCACUGUCAUCUCCCUGGUGUGCCUCAUCCUGGCCAUCGCCACUUUCCUGCUCUGCCGUACCCUUCGCAACCGUAACACCUACCUCCACCUGCACCUCUGCGUGUGUCUCUUCUUGGCCAAGAUUCUCUUCCUGAUGGGGAUAGACAAGACCAACACCCAGACGGGCUGCGCCAUCAUCGCUGGGGUUCUGCACUACCUGUUCCUCGCUGCCUUCUCCUGGAUGCUGGUGGAGGCGGUGAUGCUCUUCCUCACGGUCAGGAACCUGAAGGUGGUGAAUUACUUCAGCUCCCGUGAUGUCAGGAUGCUGUACCUCUGUGCCUUCGGCUAUGGCUUCCCGGGACUCGUGGUUGCGGUCUCUGCCGGCAUGCAGCCACAGGGUUAUGGCAUGCACAACCGCUGCUGGCUGAACACAGAAACUGGGUUCAUCUGGAGCUUCCUAGGGCCGGUGUGUGUGAUCAUCAUGAUCAACACAGUGCUUCUAACGGGGACCAUGUGGAUCCUGAGGCAGAAGCUGUCCAGUGUCAAUGCCGAAGUCUCCACGCUCAAAGACACCAGAUUGCUGACCUUCAAAGCUUUUGCCCAGAUCUUCAUCCUGGGCUGCUCUUGGAUUCUGGGCAUUUUCCAGAUCGGCCCCGUGGCCAGUGUCAUGGCAUACCUCUUCACCAUCACCAACAGCCUGCAGGGUGCCUUCAUCUUCCUCAUUCACUGUCUCCUCAACCGCCAGGUGCGAGAGGAGUACAGGAGAUGGAUCACCAAGAAGAAGGAGCCCAGCUCCCAGUCCCAGACCUUGGGGGUCCAGCUGUCGUCCAUGCCCUCUACAGCCAACACAGACUAAAGCUUUGCUUUCCAUACUCAGUGAGCAGCACUGGAGCGUGUUAAGUGCCUGUGGGUCCUUCCUUGAAGAUCUUCUCUCCUUGGCGUAGUGUGCAAAUUCAGAAUGUGCCAACUUGAACCUCUGGGAAUCCAGAGUACGGAUGGGCGUCCAUUUCCCAAUGCUUUGUGCAACUGUUCCGAGCAAUACUUUUAUCCUCUGUGCUUUGCAGUGCUCUGAAUUUCCAGAGCUCUAGGAAAUAACAACUUUCAGUCCAGUGUCAGAUCUGAGGGCCUGUGGCUACCAUUUUAUGUCCUGUGCUCCAAGCGGAAGCCCCUGGCAUGGGUUGGGUACAGAAUAGCUUGCAAUAAAUGGUUUUCCAUCCAUCUGAAUGAUUUAAA
Dipodomys spectabilis (banner-tailed kangaroo rat) is the source of this 3057-nucleotide messenger RNA. It is a transcript of the gene Adgre1, whose product is annotated as adhesion G protein-coupled receptor E1. Gene Ontology annotation, cellular component: membrane. Lineage: Eukaryota; Metazoa; Chordata; Mammalia; Rodentia; Heteromyidae. Gene Ontology annotation, biological process: cell surface receptor signaling pathway; adenylate cyclase-activating G protein-coupled receptor signaling pathway. Bases 26 to 2680 code for a protein of 884 amino acids. The transcript is spliced from 21 exons. The record is from RefSeq and is a predicted model, not a curated record. Gene Ontology annotation, molecular function: calcium ion binding; G protein-coupled receptor activity.